UCCCUCUCUGUGAAGAGACAGCUUAGAGAAGAGUACAGAGAGAAGCAGAAGAGAGGGUAGAGGAAAAAGAGAAAGAGAGAGAGAGAGAGAGAGAGAGAGCAAAGGAAGAAGGAGGAGGAUGAGAAGAACGAUGGCGAAGUCCUCAGGCAUUCUGGUGUUGGUAUCCAUAUUUAUAGCGACCUUCGUUCUCUCAACCUGCAGAGUCGAUGCCGGCAGCGAUUACCAUUUAGGUUGGAUUCCGACGAGAUCCGGCUGUGAUGGAUCGAUUGCAGAGUGCUUCUCCGGCAACGAGUUCGAAAUGGAUACAGAGAUCAACCGGCGUAUUCUAGCAACCAGCAAUUACAUAAGCUAUGCGGCGCUGAAGCGCAACAGUGUCCCUUGCUCAAAACGAGGUGCCUCUUAUUACAAUUGCAAAAGUGGAGCUCAAGCUAACCCUUACAGCCGUGGUUGUAGUAAGAUCACUCGAUGCAGAGGAAGUUAGGUUUCUUCUCCUUUUUCUGAUCCUUCUUUCUCUUCUUCUUCUUUCUUUUUUCUGGUUAUGGUUGUGGGUGAAGUGGGUUGGUCUGUUAUACAUUUGGGAAAGGAGGAGAAGGAAGAGGUUGGGAUCUCUUAUUAUGUUUGUUCUUGUUGGGAUUUGUGGGUUUCUGUUGUUCAUAUGUUGAAGAUCAUGCUGUAUAAACCAGUGGGAUUCAUGGAUUCUGUGGUUUGCUAAAUAAUAAAUCUUUAUUGAUUCUUCUCAGAA
This is a messenger RNA of Macadamia integrifolia, 742 nucleotides long. RefSeq names its product protein RALF-like 1. The transcript has a single exon. Lineage: Eukaryota; Viridiplantae; Streptophyta; Magnoliopsida; Proteales; Proteaceae. Bases 119 to 481 code for a protein of 120 amino acids. The record is from RefSeq and is a predicted model, not a curated record.